UUUGUUCAACCGCCUGGGAAAUUAGCUUCGAGGCAGAGACAAAGGAAAAGCAGAAGAAUGAUCGCUUACGUCCGAAACUGCCGAAAUUUAACGAUCCGUCUGAAGCUUGUUUCUGGAAGCGACGUCGUGUUCAUCCAGCGUUUCUUGCACAACGGUCCGGACACCGUGGAGGAGAUUCUUGACAGACACGUGGUGAAGAAGGAGAAAUCCCUAAACGACGAGGAAGAAGAGUUGCUGACUAGACGGCGACUCACCAGCACUCGGAGAGAGGCGCUGGGCCUCUACCGCGACAUCCUCCGGGCGACCCGGUUCUUCAUGUGGGCCGAUUCGCGGGGCGUUCUGUGGAGGGAUGUGCUGAGAGAUAACGCGCGGAAGGAGUUCGAGGAAGCUCGGUUCGAGAAAGAUCCGGAGGUGGUGACCCGAUUGCUUAUCGGUGGGCGCGAUGCGGUGCAAUCAGCUUUGGAGAAACUCGCCGAGAAGCAGAGGCAGCAGAUUGAGAAGGAGAGGGGCGGUGGCGACGGACGGUGAUUGAUUCAUUUCUCAACUCUUUUUUUCUUUAUCAGAUUAUGAUUACCUUUAAAAACAUUUGUAUGUAAUCUACAUGUUGUGUUUGUAAUUCAAUAACUUCAAAUUGUAAAUUUCGGUCCAACGUUUUAAGGUUCGAAACUCUCUGAAA
Molecule: messenger RNA, 676 nt
Organism: Theobroma umbraticum
Lineage: Eukaryota; Viridiplantae; Streptophyta; Magnoliopsida; Malvales; Malvaceae
Product: LYR family of Fe/S cluster biogenesis protein
Biological process (GO): mitochondrial respiratory chain complex III assembly
Source: RefSeq, a predicted model, not a curated record